Molecule: messenger RNA, 2727 nt
Organism: Caenorhabditis sp. 36 PRJEB53466
Lineage: Eukaryota; Metazoa; Nematoda; Chromadorea; Rhabditida; Rhabditidae
Source: the annotation of a GenBank genome assembly
AUGAACAGACGCCGAUUGAUGCGUCUUGUCUAUCGGCGACUUUACUCGACGGCCGGCGACCCGACAAAACUGGUGAACCUCGUCGAAUUCACGCCCGACAAAAUUCGCAAUUUCGGGUACGUACGAAAAACCUUUUUCAGGGCGUGCUGGCUGAAACGUAUGUGCGUAAAUAACAUUUCAACGUGAUACGCAGUUUCAAUGGAGAACACUUUGCAGCAAAUACGCUUCAACUCGCCGUGUAUAGAUAGCACUUCAACUUUCUAUUCUGAACUUUAGAAUUGUGGCGCACGUGGAUCACGGUAAAUCGACGCUGGCCGAUCGACUUUUGGAGUUGUGCGGAGCCGUCCCGCCCGGACAGCAGCAAAUGCUCGAUAAAUUGCAGGUAUGACGAUAAACUCAAUAUCAGCUUCAACAAAUGUCGAUUUUAGGUAGAAAAAGAGCGCGGGAUCACUGUGAAGGCGCAAACGGCGGCGCUCCGCUACAAAGGCCAUUUGCUGAACCUGAUCGACACGCCCGGCCACGUGGAUUUCUCGGCGGAAGUUUCGCGGAGUCUCGCCGUUUGCGACGGAAUUCUGCUGCUCGUGGCCGCGAAUCAAGGCGUGCAGGCGCAGACGAUCGCCAAUUUUUGGUUGGCGUUCGAGAAAAAUAUUCAAAUGAUACCGGUCAUCAACAAAAUCGAUUUGCCCGGCGCCGAUCUGAAAGCGGUUUGCACACUUGGCGGCCGUGACCUAGUUUUUAUUCUUUAUUUCUAGGUCGAGACCCAACUCAAAACUCUAUUCGAAUUCAACGCCUCCGAAUCGCUUCAAAUUUCCGCCAAAAGUGGUCUGAACGUGGAAAAAGUGCUCGAAGCGAUCAUUGAUCGAGUACCGCCGCCGAUCGCAGAUCCACAGGCACCAUUUCGGUAGAUCGCAUUUGCUUUAUUACGAUUUUUCAAAUUUCUACAGCGCCCUAAUUUUCGACUCAUAUUUCGAUCAUUUCCGCGGCGCAAUUGCCUGUAUUCUCGUCAAAGACGGCACCAUUAAAAAGGGCGAUCGAAUUCGUUCGUGGCAAAACGACAAAUAUUAUGACGUGGCGGAGAUUGGAAUAAUGCGGCCGGAAAUGGUCAAAUGCACGGAAUUACGCGCCGGACAAGUCGGAUAUUUGGUGUGCAAUAUGCGGACUGUGCAGGUAUUUUUGAAAAAAAGUUUAAACUUCUCUGGGAACUCGAUCGCAAUCUAAUUAGAAAACUUCGCAAUCUAAUACGAACUCGUUUGAAAUAGAAUUUGCUUCAAUUAGAUUGCAAAAUCUUCUAAUUAGAUUGCAAUCACUGAAAUUUUUCUAAUUAGAUUGCAAUGUUUUCUAAUUAGAUUGCAAUUUUCUCUUAUUAGAUUGCAAUUCAGGAAAAACAUAUUGUAAUCUAAUACGAUUUUACUGGAACUUCAAUUAAAUCUGAUUAGAUUGCGAAAUAGAGCUUUUUCUUAUUAGAUGCAAACUCUUCUAAUUAGAUUGCAAUCGAGUUUCCAGAGUUACCGAACACUGUAUCGAUUGAUUUGUGCAAAGUUUUAAAAAAUAUGUCAAUAUACUCAGAAACAAUAUUUUCAGGAAGCAGUAGUGGGAGAAACGUUAUUCUCGGCGGAGACUGCGCGCGAAUCGGUGCAAACGUUCGCGGAAAUAAAAGGAGUGAAGCCGACGGUCUAUGCGGGCUUGUUUCCAGUGGAAACGUCCGACUACGAGAGUCUGAAACAGGCGGUCGAACGGCUGUGCCUCAACGAUCCCUCCGUGACGGUGACUCCCGACUCCAGUAAGGCCUUGGGCCUCGGCUGGAGGAUCGGAUUCCUGGGCGUGCUGCACAUGGAGGUGUUCGGAGCACGGCUCUCGCAGGAGUACGACGCCAGUGUCAUCCUUUGUCAGCCGAGUGUCGAGUACAGGGCCAUUAUCAAGGUUUGUGAAAUAUUUUCAAAGUAUAGUGAUUUCCCCUCUUUCAGGACAAUGAAAGUAUUCGGAAACGACGGUACGAGGGGCAGGAAGAAGUGCGGAUUCUGGAUCCGAGUCGGUUUCCCGAGGAGAGCGACGUCGAAAAGUUUCUGGAGCCGAUGGUAAAGGUCCGAAUGAUAGUGCCGAACGAGAUGAUGGGCACGGUGAACGGCCUGUGCUCCGAGUGUCGGGGCGAGCGCGGAGAGAUCUCUUCGAUCGACUCCACCCGACUCAUGAUCCUUUGGCGCCUUCCGCUCGCCGAAAUCGCCGUCGAUUUCUUCGAGCGGCUCAAGAAGUUGACCAGCGGAUACGCGUCAUUCGACUACGAACCAGACGGCUGGCAGGAGACGCGACUCGUCAAACUCGCCAUUUUAAUUAACGGGAAGGAGGUGUGAGCACUACUUUUUGAGUUAUCAAGCAAUCGCAUUUUACCAUUUCUUGCAGGUCAGUGAAUUCUCUCAAAUCCUGCCCGCCGCGAUGGCCCGCGAUCGUGCCAAGACCCUCGUACAACGGCUGAAACGCGAAAUUCCACGUCAGCAGUUCGAGGUGACGAUCAAGGCGUGCAUCGGAUCGUCGACGAAGGCGCUCUCGCAAAUUGUGAUCCAGCCGAUGAAACGCGACUUUUCGCAACUUCUGAAGGGAAAUUUCGGCGGCGGCGGAAUGGAACGACUGAACAAGAAGCUGAGCCAUCAGAAGAAGGGAAAGGAGCGGAUGAAGAUGCUCGGAAAUGUGCAAAUUCCCAAAGAAGCGUUUUUAAAUGUGCUCAAGAAUUAG